AUGUCCAAUCGCAUCAUGAUAGUGACUAUUUUACUUAACCAGGGCGAGUUCAGCUCCUUCUGAAUGGAAGUUGGCACUUCUUCCGGCUAAAUUGGGCAGGUUGAGCACCCAGCUGCACAAUGGCUGAUGGGGACUAUGACUAUCUGAUCAAGCUGCUGGCACUGGGGGACUCGGGGGUGGGAAAGACCACCUUCCUCUACAGGUACACCGACAACAAGUUCAACCGCAAGUUCACCAGCACAGUGGGGAUUGACUUCAGGGAAAAGAGGGUGAUGUACACGGGGACGGACGCUGAUGGGACCACCGAGAAAAAUUUCAGAGUCCAUCUACAGCUGUGGGACACAGCAGGACAGGAGAGAUUCAGGAGUCUCACUACAGCUUUCUUCAGAGAUGCCAUGGGCUUUCUGCUGAUGUUUGACUUGACCAAUCAGCAAAGCUUCCUCAACGUCAGGAACUGGAUGAGUCAGCUACAGGCCAAUGCAUAUUGUGACAGCCCAGACAUAAUCUUGGUGGGCACUAAAGCAGACCUCCAGGACCUGAGGGACGUCCACGGCAGACAAGCCAAAGAUCUGGCAGACAGAUAUGGGAUCCCCUACUUUGAGACGAGUGCGGCGACGGGUGUGGAUGUGGACAAGGCGGUGACCACCCUGCUCCACCUGGUGAUGAAGAGGAUGGAGCAGAGCUCGGACGGGGCGCAAAGCUGCGAACCCAACGGCAGCCCCGUCACCAGCCAUGAGGUGGCGACGGAGGCCCCAGUCCAGAGGAGAUGUGCCUGCUGAUAGGCGGACAUGUUUUUCAUUUCUAU
This is a messenger RNA of Myripristis murdjan (pinecone soldierfish), 805 nucleotides long. RefSeq names its product ras-related protein Rab-27B-like. The transcript is spliced from 6 exons. The record is from RefSeq and is a predicted model, not a curated record. Gene Ontology annotation, molecular function: GTP binding; GTPase activity. The coding region runs from base 120 to 779 and encodes 219 amino acids. NCBI's taxonomy places the organism in Eukaryota, Metazoa, Chordata, Actinopteri, Holocentriformes, Holocentridae.